Molecule: messenger RNA, 1140 nt
Organism: Aspergillus mulundensis
Lineage: Eukaryota; Fungi; Ascomycota; Eurotiomycetes; Eurotiales; Aspergillaceae
Exons: 4
Coding region: 1-1140 (379 amino acids)
Biological process (GO): reciprocal meiotic recombination; DNA repair; meiotic DNA recombinase assembly
Cellular component (GO): Rad51C-XRCC3 complex; replication fork; Rad51B-Rad51C-Rad51D-XRCC2 complex
Molecular function (GO): ATP-dependent DNA damage sensor activity; ATP binding; four-way junction DNA binding
Source: RefSeq, a predicted model, not a curated record
AUGAACACGCAAGAGCUGCUCAGCCCGGCGGCUCAGAGACUCCGUACCUACGCUCCUUCCCUCACCGGCUGGUGGCUCGCUCUAACGACGUCAGGUUCUGUUGUAUCAUUCCCUGCAUCACAAUAUCUGCAGGCAUCAGCGGCUCUCAAUGUUGGUGCCGUCUCAACUAGCUUGCCUCAGCUAGAUGAAGCAAUUAGCCCGCCAUCUCCAGAGGAAGAUGGCACCAUGAAUUCGCGCGGAAUCCGCCGUGGUCAAGUGACUGAGGUAUUUGGGCCACCUGGCGUUGGAAAGACGUCUCUAGCACUGAGCAUAGCGGCGAAUGCUCUUAGGGCCGGGGGCAAGGUGGUUUGGAUUGAUACUGGUUCUCCGCUACCCAGGCUACGUCUGCGCGAUAUCCUACAGGGGAGGAUCGAAUCCUCCAAGAACCUGACUCACAUCCGAGCUCAGUCUUUGCCUCACCUACUUGCGCUCUUACUUCAUUGCCCAUCAGGAUUUCCACCCGAGGAUUGCAGUUUACUAGUUAUCGACUCUGCAUCAGGCCCAUUCGCAUCGUAUUUCCCGAACCCCACGGAACUAAAAACCCGUCUUGCGCAGUCCAAGCCAGUCGAUAAAGCGCAGGUUCAAUGGCUGAUGAACCGGAACGCGAAUAUCACAAGCGACCUAGCCAAUCAGCUAAUAAAAUUAGCAACAACACACCAUAUGGCGGUCCUUGCUAUCAACCAAACUCGGACCAGAAUCAAAGGUCAACCGCGUGCCACACUAUGCCCGGUAUUAGCCGGUGGCGCGUGGGAGAGCAGUAUAAGCACUCGCCUCGUCUUGUAUCGUGAUUUUCCAGCCACUGAAACCACUUCUGGAGAAACCACUUCUGGAAGUGUUCGCUUUGCGGAGGUGAUGAAAAGAUCAGGUAGAAUGCUGGCUGUACGGGCGGCGGAGAACAUCAUACCAUUUGUGGUUGAGACGAAUGGCCUGCGCGCUUUGGAUGACCAUCCGUCCCCCGGUACAAUUGCUCAGGAUCUAGACAAGGCGCCGGAAACAAGCCUGCAGAGGAAACGCAAAGUGGACGAAAUUGCUGAUAGUGAGGAUGAGGCAGACUCCGACGCUGAUUACGGAUGGGUUGACGACGACGGACUUGAGGAGUAA